Molecule: messenger RNA, 1327 nt
Organism: Meloidogyne enterolobii
Lineage: Eukaryota; Metazoa; Nematoda; Chromadorea; Rhabditida; Meloidogynidae
Source: the annotation of a GenBank genome assembly
UUAUUUUUUUGGUUACUAGUCGAAAAAACUUAUGGCCUCAGAAGCGAACAGCUUUACUUUUUCUUUCCUCUCGUACAAAUCUUUUAACCCCCUCUAAGCAUUUUUUAAAGUUCUGCCAGAUGAACAGAUCCCUCUUUCUCCCGUCUAGGCCUAUUUAUUUUUUUACUAUUUGAUUAAUUGUUGCAGAAAUAAAUAAAGAUUUUAAGCAACAGGGGAAGCAAAAGACAAAGGAUAAGGAAAAAGACUAAAAACCGAUAGCCCUUCCGAGAGGAUGUUAAGGGGGAACAUUGAGAGGAGUGGAAAUGUUUUUUUGUUUUUAAUGACAAGUUCGGAUAGGCCAACCAAACUACAUAGUUUUUAAAAUAAUUCUUUCAUUAUUGUGCUUUAUUUUUUAUUUUUUAUUGAGAAAUAUCCGAGAAAUGUUCAAAAUUCUAAUUAUAACCUGUUUAAUAAUCAAAACCCAUUCAUGGACUUGGAAUGAUUAUCCAUCCCCUAGAGGACAAAAUUAUUCUGAGUGUGGAGUUACCAAACCAACUUAUCUUUGUGACCCUGAUGGGAUGUUAACUGAACAACAGAGAGAAGAAAUUGUUCACAUGGUUGAGGAUUUUAAGGAAAAAACUAAAAGACCAAAUUCAAAGAUUCCUUGUAUGAGAGAAGGACUUAGACUUGUUGUGGCUUUAGCAAAAGAUAAAAUUGGCCGUGAAGAUGGUUGGAAUGGAACAACUAAGUUGUGCUUUAAUGAUAGAAAAUGGACGCCAAUUCAUACAACAGACUGUGAUUCAGUUGUACAGGGAAUCGAAUUAAAUUCAGAUGGUUUUCGCGUUUGCCAUUCGUUACGUUGGUUAAUGACCCUCAAUUAUAAUGAAUUUGAAAAGCUUGGCUAUGCAGAUGAAAUCCUUCUCAAGAAUAAAAACUAUUUUGAUGCCCUAAAAAUUAUAUUGAAAACGUGCAAAUGCUUUACAUUCACCGCUUCUCAAUUUUCGAUAACCCUGCUGUUCUUAAUGAAGAGAAAGCUUCUCUACAACCUUCUAAAAAAUUGUAAGUUUAAUAUUUUGAAGGCAAAUGAGAUAAAAAAAUUUUUGGAAGGUAAAGUGUUUUUAAGUUAGCAUAAUAUAGUUGAAGAAAUGAGAGAUAGUUCAAGCUACCGUAAUCUACCGUAUUCAAUCAACCUAUCCCUGAACAAGGUAUCCCUCACAUAAUAACCCUCCUGAUCCCCAAAAAUCUCCUGAUAACCUUCAUAAUCCCCCAAACCCCAGUGAAUCCCCAAAUCCACAAUAUACCUUUACUCUCUCUAAAUCUCUCGAUAUACAACUUAAUCCACUAUUAU